Molecule: messenger RNA, 1046 nt
Organism: Peromyscus leucopus (white-footed mouse)
Lineage: Eukaryota; Metazoa; Chordata; Mammalia; Rodentia; Cricetidae
Product: DNA repair protein RAD51 homolog 3-like
Exons: 2
Coding region: 23-958 (311 amino acids)
Biological process (GO): reciprocal meiotic recombination; meiotic DNA recombinase assembly; DNA repair
Cellular component (GO): Rad51B-Rad51C-Rad51D-XRCC2 complex; Rad51C-XRCC3 complex; replication fork
Molecular function (GO): crossover junction DNA endonuclease activity; four-way junction DNA binding; ATP-dependent DNA damage sensor activity
Source: RefSeq, a predicted model, not a curated record
CGCAGGCGCCGCGCUUUCAAAAAUGCAGCGGGAGUUAGUGGGUUUCCCGCUGUCGCCCGCGGUGCGGGGGAAGCUGGUGGCGGCAGGUUUCCAGACUGCCGAGGACAUCCUGGAGGUGAAGCCCUCCGAGCUCAGCAAAGUUGGGAUAUCUAAAGAGGAAGCUUUAGAAACUCUGCAAAUUGUAAGAAGAGAAUGUCUCACAGAUCAACCAAGAUGUGCUGGGACCUCUGUGGCAGACAGGAAGUGCACAGCCCUGGAACUUCUUGAGCAGGAGCACACCCAAGGCUUCAUAAUCACCUUCUGUUCGGCACUAGACAACGUUCUUGGGGGUGGAAUACCCCUAAUGAAAACGACAGAAGUCUGUGGUGUGCCAGGUGUUGGAAAAACACAGUUAUGUAUGCAAUUGGCAGUGGAUGUGCAGAUUCCAGAAUGUUUUGGAGGAAUAGCAGGUGAAGCAGUAUUUAUUGACACAGAGGGAAGUUUUAUGAUUGAUAGAGUGGUAACCCUUGCAACUGCCUGCAUUCAGCACCUUUGUCUUAUAGCAGGAGCACACAUGGACGAAGACCAUCAGAAAGCCUUGGAGGAUUUCACUCUUGAAAAUAUUCUUUCCCAUAUUUAUUAUUUCCGUUGUCAUGAUUACACUGAGCUGCUGGCGCAAGUCUAUCUCCUUCCAGAUUUCCUUUCAGAGCAUUCAAAGGUGCGGUUGGUGAUCAUAGAUGGUAUUGCUUUUCCUUUUCGUCAUGACCUUGAUGAUCUGUCCCUUCGUACUCGACUACUAAAUGGCCUAGCCCAACAAAUGAUCAGCCUUGCAAAUAAUCACAGGGGAAAGCUGGGGACAUGCUGCUACAAUAAGGCUUAUUUUUCACUGGGAACAAAAGCAAAAGUUUGCAACAUUGUACAAGUCACCAAGCCAGAAGGAGUCCACAGUACCAUUUCAAAUCACACUUCAAGGAUUUAGAGAUGCUGCUGUCCCUGCUUCUUCAUCACAGACAGGAGGUUCUUCGAAUUUCCGGAAACGGUCACGAGAGCCAGAGGAAGAAUGCUGA